AAUAAAGUCGAGGCCAAGCACCGACCCAUGGUUCCCUACUACGGAAUGUACCGAAGGGAAAAAGGAAACGCAUGGAAGAUUUCGAGAAGAAAGUGAGAAUAUCAGAAGGCAUGGACGUUGAUCAAAAUGGCUCCAACCACCACGAAAUCGUCUCUUUGCUUCGCCAAUUUCUCGGAGUUCAGCAGCGACGAGCGGAAGCCUACGCAAAACUCAAAAAGGGCUUUACUGAAUUGGGAGAUUCUGCUUACCAACAACUUUGCAAUGAGAUCACACUUCAAUUUAAUGACUGUUCCAAACAAGUGCUUGCAUUGGAGUCGAUAUUUCUGAGUCCCAGUUAUUCAAGAAAUGAUUUAGCUUCUAUAAUGAGAUCUGUUCAAGUACAAGAGAAGCAAAAGCUGCAUCUGGAUAGAAUUAAAGAUAGAUUUCCAUUCAUUCGAGAGGAAUGGUCUCUCCAAAAGAAGAACAAAGUUCUCUUACAAAUUAAUUCUUAG
This is a messenger RNA of Lactuca virosa, 491 nucleotides long. The record is from the annotation of a GenBank genome assembly. NCBI's taxonomy places the organism in Eukaryota, Viridiplantae, Streptophyta, Magnoliopsida, Asterales, Asteraceae.